Penicillium samsonianum is the source of this 745-nucleotide messenger RNA. RefSeq names its product coiled-coil-helix-coiled-coil-helix domain-containing protein. The transcript has 4 exons. NCBI's taxonomy places the organism in Eukaryota, Fungi, Ascomycota, Eurotiomycetes, Eurotiales, Aspergillaceae. Bases 83 to 562 code for a protein of 159 amino acids. Gene Ontology annotation, biological process: mitochondrial electron transport, NADH to ubiquinone. The record is from RefSeq and is a predicted model, not a curated record.
CAGCUCUCGACUAUCGAUCUCCAAGUCUCGUCUCAAUUGCACCUCUUUCCCCUCACAGUCGUUCUGACAAGCCACCGUCGCCAUGGCCCAAAGAGAUGCUCGCUUCAACCAGACUGUCCUGGUGGACACCACGCCCAUGCCCGAUCACAUUCCCAAGGUGGAGGAGAUCGGUGCCACAUCUGCACCCCUGAUGAGUGCAUCCUAUUUCAUUGGAGACCGCUGCAAGGCCUUCAAUGACGACUUCAUGAAGUGCAAGUCCGAGGCCAAUGGCCGCGGGGAGAUCGACUGCUUGAAGGAGGGUCGGAAGGUGACGCGCUGUGCCGCUAGCGUCAUCAAGGACAUCAACACCCACUGCCUCGACCAGUUCAAGGCCCACUGGGAAUGUCUCGAGAACAACAACCACCAGCUUUGGGAGUGCCGCAGGGCCGAGGUGCAGCUUAACAGCUGUGUCUUUGACAAAUUGGGCUUGAAGAAGACCCUCCCUGGUGCUCCCGAGAACCAGGUUCCUGUUCACUUGCGCCCCAAGCAAAAAUACGCACAGUACCCCGGUCCCCAGUGGUAAACACUGUCCCGGUUCACUUUGUCCUCUCUAGACUCGCCCUGAUUGCACCCUCACCCUUCCCUCUCAUAAUCUGGGCACCGUCUUUUUUCUAUAUCACUGUUUUAUUUGGAUGCUCGACCGUAAAUCCGGUCUAUGUUUGUGUAAAUAUCUCUUGGCAUCAUGAAUGGUUACAUGAUUUUCUGC